AUGGCUACUGGUUCACAAUUGUUAUUCGAGGAUGGGGAUUCGUUAACUGCAAGUGAAUCUGCAAAUAAUUCCAACUUUGGAAAUAACAAAUCUGCUUCUAUAGGAAAACUAACAGCUCUCAUUGAGCUGUUAACCCAACGCGUCGAUACUCUCGCAAGCCAGGUUGCGGGAGUGUUAGGAGGUACUGGCGUUGGUGUCGAUAAUGUGUUUAGCAACGGAGAGACGAGGUUUGGUGCCAGUGGUGUCAAUGGAGCUAGUAAUGCUGGCGCGAACCGGAACAUCAGUGGGCAACGACCUAACGGAUGUAGGCAACAAACUAAUGGAGGUGAGCAGCAGCAUAGAAAUAACAGCGGUGCAGUAAUUGGAACUUUUCGUGACCGGGAACCUAAUGGUAGUGAACAGCAAUUGAAUGGUGGUUCGAAUAAUGUAACAGGAUCGAAUGAUCAAGUGAACUCGAGGGUUGCUUUUUCAACGGUUGUACAGUUACACAACAGGAAUGGGCAUGAAUUAACAACUAGAUCCCCGAACGGUUGUGAGGCGCAAAGUGGAUCUGGGACAUUUAAUAAUGGGCCUCAUGCUCAUUCAGUGUUUGAUGUAAAACUUUUUAAAUUUAAAAAAUUGCAAGUGGAAGUACAAUACCUAAGGGAAUGCAGCUCGCGUAGGCAGAUUCCAAAAGGCCUAAGGCAAUGGCGCUUCCGUAAUGGGCUUAUAGCUCAUUCAGAUUUUCAUAAAGAAUUAAUACAACUGUUUGAUAAACAAGGGCUCGAGUUUAUUGAUUGUUUGAUUAAACAUUACUGUGAACAAAUUACAGUAUUAGAAUCUGAUUUGACAGUGCUUGAUAACAGUAUAAGAACAGAUAAAGAUUUUGGGAGAUAUAAAUUUGAUUUUCUGCGUGUUUUUUCCAGCAUUGAAAAUUCUUUAUGUAAAAUUAAAGAAAAUAAGAUCAAAAAAUUAAAAAGGGAUUCUCUAGCUUAUGACAAUGGCACAGCUUAUCCUUUACCUAAAAUGCAUACUUCAAAUGGGAAUAAUCAAAAUAACAUGAAUAAUGAUAGUAAUGUGAAUGGAAUGUUUGAUAACUUCGAUAUUGAAGCUUCCUUUGAAGCAUGUAAUAACCCGAAUGAACAUGACACUGGUAAUGGUGAUAAUUUUCAUUCACCUGUUAGGAGAAGUGAAAGGUUGGCCAGUAGGAAUAACAAUAAUAAUCAAAAUAAUGAUGCCCACCCAAAGGGAAAUAAUAAUAAAAAAAAUUUUCAGAGGGGGGGGAACAAAUCUGACCAACAACAACAGGUUCCACGAUACCAGAACCAGAAGAAACGGAAGAACCAGAACAAGAGGAAGAGGUAA
This is a messenger RNA of Protopterus annectens (West African lungfish), 1344 nucleotides long. Its product is annotated as protein kinase 4-like. The transcript has 2 exons. NCBI's taxonomy places the organism in Eukaryota, Metazoa, Chordata, Ceratodontiformes, Protopteridae. The record is from RefSeq and is a predicted model, not a curated record. The coding region runs from base 1 to 1344 and encodes 447 amino acids.